CUAGUUUUGAUCAGGCAGGAUUUUAGACAGCUGACGCAGAGGUCCUCACAGCGCAUGUGACGCAUACUGCGCGCGGGAGCUGCUGUGAAGUACCUUACCACUAUGGCGUUUAACUUCGGUCAGACGAGCACGGGAGGCUUCGCCUUUGGGGCCCCCAAAACUACCGCUGCAGCCACCCCGGGCUUCGGGCUGCAGACCAGCGCCCCUGCGGGAGGCGGCUUCUCUUUCGGGGCCGGCCAACCCCAGACUCAGACCUUAGGAAACCCACCGUCUCAGCUCGCAGGGCUUCUCGCACAGCCGACGCAGAACAGUGGAAGCACACAGGGUGGAUUCGGCUUCGGAGGCCAGCCUCAGAGCACCGCCCCGAGUGGAGGCUUCUCUUUCGGCGCCUCCCUUCCAAAACUCAGCGCACCGGCAGCGUCUCAGCCUGCGACCACAAGUGUGACUCUGGGGGCUUCAUCUGCCGGGGCCGGCUUCAGUUUCGGAGGUCUCACCGCUCAGACUACUGCAGCCCAGCAGCCUUUGGGCGGGUUCGGCUUUGGGACGCCCAAAGUUCAAGCAUCCUCCGCUGCCCCGGCACAGCCCACCCCUGUGCUCUCACUAGGGGCUCUACCCACAGGUCUGACUCUUGGAGCUUCUACUAUUGCCUCCACGGCCUCAACGACUGCAAUUAACUUUGGAAUUAAAACUUCAGCCACCCCAGCCCCCUCCAGCGCUGCACAGAUUCAGUCCCUGAUGGCUCCGGUGUCCUCUCUGUUUGCUGCUCCUAUAGCCUCAACACCAGCCACAGGAUUCACAUUGGGCUCGUCGAUGGCCUCGGUGGCUCCUGUGCUGACCUCAGCAUCCAUCGCUCCCACAAGCCUGUCCCUGAAACCUCUAGGAGCCGCUCCUGCUAUAAUCGCAGCUGCUGCUAGCACUGGAGCCACCACAGGCUUUUCUCUGGGACUGAAGCCCGCAGCAUCUAUUGCACCAGCCACCAUCACAUCCACCGCCGCCGUCACAACCAGCACUGCUCCAGUGUUGUCAUACGCUCAGCUGGAGGCUUUGAUUAACAAGUGGAGCUCAGAACUAGAAGACCAAGAGCGACACUUUCUACAGCAGGCCACUCAGGUCAACGCCUGGGACCGUAUGCUGGUGGAGAAUGGAGAGAAGAUAACUGCUUUACAUAAAGAUAUGGAAAAAGUGAAACUGGACCAACGAAGGUUAGAUCAGGAACUGGACUUCAUCCUCUCCCAGCAGAAAGAGCUGGAGGACCUUCUUGGUCCAUUAGAGGAGUCUGUGAAGGAGCAGAGCGGAACCAUUUACAUGCAGAACGCAGAUGAAGAGCGCGAGAGAACGUACAAGUUGGCAGAAAAUGUAGAUGCCCAACUCAAGAGAAUGUCCCAAGAUCUGAAAGAGAUUAUUGAACACCUCAACACAUCCAGCGGUCCUGCUGACUCCACUGACCCGCUUCAGCAGAUCUGCAAAAUCCUCAAUGCACAUAUGGACUCCCUGCAGUGGGUAGAGCAAAACUCUGCUUUACUCCAGAGGCGAGUGGAGGAGGUCUCAAAGCUGUGUGAAAGCCGCAGCAAGGAACAAGAGAAGAGCUUUCGUUUGAACUUCCAGUGAUCAUGCAUAUUCCCCCUCUCUCUCUCUUUUCUCAGUCAGUUGUAAAUGAAUGUCAUUGUUUUUGGUAUUUGCUUCAAAUAAAGUAAUUUCUUUCAACCCCA
This is a messenger RNA of Sinocyclocheilus grahami, 1709 nucleotides long. RefSeq names its product nuclear pore glycoprotein p62-like. Gene Ontology annotation, biological process: protein import into nucleus; RNA export from nucleus. NCBI's taxonomy places the organism in Eukaryota, Metazoa, Chordata, Actinopteri, Cypriniformes, Cyprinidae. Gene Ontology annotation, molecular function: phospholipid binding; structural constituent of nuclear pore. Bases 103 to 1608 code for a protein of 501 amino acids. Gene Ontology annotation, cellular component: nuclear pore central transport channel; nuclear pore. The record is from RefSeq and is a predicted model, not a curated record. The transcript is spliced from 13 exons.